Messenger RNA from Rotaria sordida, 4098 nucleotides. Lineage: Eukaryota; Metazoa; Rotifera; Eurotatoria; Philodinida; Philodinidae. The record is from the annotation of a GenBank genome assembly.
AUGUAUGCCGAUAUGAUUUGUGAUGUGAUGCCACCAAUACCUGAAGAUGGUACUGGUGGUAGUGGUAAUGGUAUCAAUCAUGAUGAUAUUGGAUCAGAUAAUGGUGAUGAACCUCAAACAAAUAUUGAACAGUUAAUGGUAUCAAUGCUUGAAGAACGUGAUAAAUUACAAGAAAAAUUACAUGAAACAGAAGAUACAUUAAAUAAUUCACAACAAAAAUUAAUUGAUAUUGAAAAAGAACGUGAUAUUUUACUUCGUCAAUUAUCAUUAAAUACACCACAGUGGAUGGAUCAAACAAACUUAGUUUUUUUCGAUACAAAUCAAUCUGAUUAUUUCAUUAAAAUGCAUUCAUCAUCAAACCUUUAUGAUUAUUUAAUCAAUAAUUUGGAUAAAAAUGAUGAUGAUUACAGUGAUAAUGAUUUAUCGACUGAAACAAAUACAAUAACAAUGACAAGUUCAACAAGUAGUGAUAGUGCAAUUGCAUUUGAUGAUGUUGAUGAUAACGAUUUAAUGAAUGAUAAACAAGCAAAAUAUCAAUAUUUAUGGCCAAAAAAAUUUAUAGCAACCCAAUCAGAAGCAUUCAUGGAUUUUUCACAAACAUUGAAUUUUUUAAAUCAAUAUGACCAACAAACGAUUUAUGAUAAUGAAACUUCAAUGACAAAAUAUACACAACCAUUACCAUGGACAAAGUCAACAUAUUCUCAUUUAUAUUCUGAGAAGGAUUAUGUAACCCUUGUCCGUGAAUUAGCUCAAUUACGUGAACAACUAACUGAAAAAGACGAUGAAGUAACAGAACUUAAAGCUGAACGAAAUAAUACACGUUUACUUCUAGAACAUUUAGAACAACUUGUUGCUCGACAUGAACGUUCAAUACGAACAACAGUUAUGCGUAGACAAGCUCAAGGUGUUUCAUCGGAAGUUGAAGUACUUAAAGCAUUGAAAUCUUUAUUUGAACAUCAUAAAGCAUUAGAUGAAAAAGUUCGAGAACGUCUAAAAAUUGAAAUUGAAAAAAAUAUACAACUUAAAGAUGAACUUGAACGAACAAAAAAUGAACUUGCUUGUGUUCGUGAAACUCAACAAUCGAAAAUAAUUGAUAUUGAUCAAUUAAAAAAUAUGUCAAAUGGUACAAUUAGUCAGGAUUAUUUAACAAGUAAAUUAAUUGAAAUGCAAGAAUUAAUGGAUCAUCAAUGUAAUGAAUUAAUAUCAGCACGUUCACGUAUACAUGAAUUAAUAAAUCGUAAUAAAGAAUUAGAAGAACGUUCAUGUAUAUUUCAACGUGAUUUAUCUCAUACAUAUGAACAAAUAAAUAAAUAUCAACGUGAUUUAAAAGAAUGUCAAGCACAAAAAGAAGAUCAAGAAGAACGUAUAUCAACAUUAGAAAAACGUUAUUUAAAUAUACAAAAAGAAACAACACAUUUAAAUGAAUUUAAUAAUCGAUUAGAAAAUGAAUUAACUACAAAAGAAACUCAAUUACAACAUGCUGACGAAAAAUAUCAAACAUUACAAGAUAAAUAUGAUUUAUUAGAACAAAAAUUUCAAUAUCAAAAUGAACUUGAUUCAUCACCAAAACAACAUAAUCAAUCAUUAACAUCCUAUACAAAUAAUGAUGAUAAACUACAUCAACUUCAAAAUGAAUAUGAUGAUCUACAAAUGGAAUUAACACGAGCUCGUCAACGUGAAAAAGUAACAGAAGAACAUAAUAUUCGUUUAUCAACAACAGUUGAUAAAUUACUUGCUGAAUCUAAUGAACGUUUACAAAUUCAAUUAAAAGAACGUAUGCAAUUAUUAGACGAAAAAAAUAAUUUCGUACAAGAAAAUGAAAAAUUAAAAAAACAAUUUGAUGAAAUACAAAAUGAACGAACGAAGUAUUUAGAAGAAAUUAGUAAACUUAAAAAUGAACUUGAUCAUGUUCGACGAGAAUUACAAAAUUUAAAACAACAAAAAAAUGAAACAAUUUUAAAUUCUCCACAAAAUAAUCUUAAUAGUACUUCACAAACUAUUCCAAUUAUAAUAGAGGCAACAAAUAGACGAAGAAAUAUAUCAGUACCAAUUGUUAAUGAUCAUAUGUUACAAACAUCCGAACCUGAUUGGGAUACAAUUGAUCAAGCUCAAGUAAUAAAUGAUGUUCGUUUAGCAUUUGAAUCUUCUGAUGUUGAAUUAACAACUGAUGAUGAUGAUAGUUUAUAUCAACAUCAACAUCCGGUGAUAGUUAAUAAUGAUUCAACACAUCCUCAUCAUCAUCAUCAUCAUCAUAAUGGUGAUGCUCAAACAUUAGCACUUGUUCUACAAGAACAACUUGAUGCUAUUAAUAAUGAAAUUCGUAUGAUUCAAGCUGAAAAAGCUAAUACAGAAUUACGUGCUGAAGAACUUGAAUCACGUGUUGUUGGAAAUUCUAUUUAUCAUUUACAUAAUGAAAAUGAUAAUGAUAAUGAAAAUAAUAAUCAUUAUAAUACAAAUUUAACACAAAAUUCAUUAUCAACAAUAAAAUUAAAUACAAAUACAAUAUCACCAAAUGGAAAACCUUAUAAAUUUAAUACUACACCUCCCAAUAUAUAUCCAUUAGAUUCUAAUGAUUAUGAUCGAACAAUACAUCGUCAAUCACCACGUUCAUUUCAUAAUGAUUAUAAUACUACAACACGUUAUGAAAAAUGUGAAUCAAGUCCAACAGUAACACCAGCACGAGUAACAACAAAUAUACGUACAGCUACACCACAUCAUGUUUAUCAUUCAUCAUCAAGUAUUCAAAAUCAAUAUAGAAUUAGUACAGCACCAUUAAGAACAAAUAUACAACAUGUUGAUGAUAAUACAAAACAUUAUUUUUCAAAUCCGUCCACAUUUCAACCUACAUCAUUAUCAUCUAUAACUAAUCAAGAUUCUCCAAGUCCAAUCAGUUCUCAAAAUUCGACAUCAGGUGAUGAUAAUAGUAUAUAUAAUCGAAAUCAUCAACAACAAAAAAAGAAAGGUAUUCGAAAUUCUCUUGGACGUUUAUUUACACGUAAAUCUGAUCUUAUGGAUAAUAAAUCAAUACGUGAAAAUGUUCAUUCAAUAUCUUAUAUAAGUCGUGCAUCAUCUCUACCAAAUGAUAAUGAAAUGACAGAAUCAACAACUGGUACAAUACUUAGUUUAGGUAAAACUGAAUUUGAUCGACGUAUUAAAAAAAAACAAGAAUUACUCGAAGAUGCAAUACAAAAUAAUCGACCAUUUCCAACAUGGGAUGGUGCAACUGUUGUUGCUUGGCUUGAAUUAUGGGUUAAAAUGCCAGCAUGGUAUGUAGCUGCAUGUCGUGCUAAUGUUAAAUCAGGUGCGAUUAUGUCUGAAUUAAAUGAUGAAGAAAUUCAACGACAAAUUGGUAUUAGUAAUCCAUUACAUCGACUUAAAUUACGUUUAGCUAUACAAGAAAUAUUAAAUUUAACAUCACCAAAUGGACCUCGAACAUCUGUAACAUCAUUAGCUUUUGGUGAAAUGAAUCAUGAAUGGAUUGGUAAUGAAUGGUUACCAAGUUUAGGUUUACCACAAUAUCGUACAUGUUUUAUGGAAUGUCUUGUUGAUGCAAGAAUGCUUGAACAUUUAAAUAAAAAAGAUUUAAAUAAACAAUUAAAAAUGGUUGAUAGUUUUCAUCGUACAAGUUUUCAUUAUGGUAUUCUUGUAUUAAAACGAAUAAAUUAUGAUAAAAAAGAACUUGAUCGAAGACGUGAAGAAUCAUUAAAUGAAAAUCGAGAUGUUAUUAUAUGGACUAAUGAAAGAGUUAUUCAAUGGUUAAUAACAAUUAAUGGAUUAAAAGAAUAUGCAAAUAAUUUAAUAGAAUCUGGAAUACAUGGUGGACUUAUUGCACUUGAUGAAACAUUUGAUUAUAAUGCAUUAGCAUUAGCUUUACAAAUACCAAAUCAACAAACAAUGACACGUCAGAUUCUUGAACGAGAAUUUCGUCUUCUAAUUGCUAAUGGUACAGAUCGAAAAAUGGAUGAAAAUGAUCGAGCAAAAUUAAAACGUCAUCCAUCAUUAUUCUCACGAAAAUUAAAACAUAAAGCAACCAAUGGAGAUUUAACAACUCAUAAUGGAACUGAUACAUCGACUACUAUUCAAAAUGAUGAAUUAUAA